Molecule: messenger RNA, 626 nt
Organism: Eupeodes corollae
Lineage: Eukaryota; Metazoa; Arthropoda; Insecta; Diptera; Syrphidae
Product: transmembrane protein 60
Exons: 1
Coding region: 201-626 (141 amino acids)
Source: RefSeq, a predicted model, not a curated record
CAAACAAGUCUAGUAAACUAUAAAUCCACGACUUCCUAGAAUUUUGGUUUAAUAUCGGCGGAUCCAGAAAAAUGUAAAUAAAAGAUAGAACAUAAACUUCGGCAAAAGGAAAGUCUGCAUAGACGGGAUUUUGAUUCUUUUGUUAUUGGUUUUCAUUUUGCAAAUUAAUUAUUAUGUAUAUUAAUAACAAAGUAUAAAAAAUGACUUUAGCACACCGGGCCCUCUUUACAUGGUUUAUCAUAUUGCUUUUUCUUAUUUUACUAUGCCUGAGACUGGACCCACGUACUCACUGGAACUGGUUCAUUGUCUUCAUACCACUGUGGCUCUUCGAUGCCAUACUCUUAAUUUAUGUGAUCAUAAAAAUCGUCACCAAAUGGAGGAACUUGAAGCGCCUCAAGGAGCUGCUAAUUUCUUACCAAUGGUACAUUGCGGGAGUGUUGCUGAAAAUUGCAUCUCAAGUCAUGAUUUGCUUGAAACUUGAGUAUACCCAACUUGAACUAUCAAUAUUCACGACUAUGAUACCGAUAUGGAUACUACUUCCUUCCACGACGGUCUAUGUUUUCGUGAGCAUGCAGCGAAGUAAGAACAUACAUAUUCUUUGUAGACACUCUUUAUUUAAUUUCUAA